AUGAAGUUGGUUUUGUGGUUUAGUUUCGCGGCGGUGGCGCUCUCCAAGCUGCUGCUGUUUGGUGAUAAUAUGAGGUCAACCGCUCUUUCACCAUCGGCAGUUCAAUCGCUUCAAUCUCUCGCUCUAUUUGCAGCAGUGAACGCGCUGCUCAUCCCACUGGUACUCGUCUCCGAGUUUCUCUUCCGGAAAUUCAGCCAUGGUUGUCAGAGCUCUGGUGCGCAAUCGGAAGUUCUGCUUUUGUGGCCGGAAUUGCAGCUCGGCGGUGAGUCCUUGUUUCGGAAGAGGAGCCUUCGGAGCUUAAAUUCGCUGUUCCAGAAGACUAACUCUUCUAAAAGCCCCAAUACUCGUUUGCAAUUAGAAUCCCUUCGUUCUUCUUUCUCUUCUUCUGCUUCCUCGGCGCCUCUUGGGACGGAUGGUUACGAGGUUUUCCUGAGCUUCAGAGGCCCAGACACUCGCAAUAACUUCGCGGACUUUCUAUACAACUCCCUGGUUCGCUCCAAGAUCCGCACCUUCAGAGACGAUGAAGAGGUUCGGAAAGGGGAGAAGAUCGGAGCUGAGAUCAUCCAGGCUAUUAGUCAAUCCAAGGUUUACAUCCCGAUUUUCUCCCCCAAUUAUGCUUCUAGCAAGUGGUGCCUCCAAGAGCUGGCUCAAAUGGUGGAAUGCUUCAAGGGAGAGAAGGGGCAUGUCAUCCUGCCCAUUUUCUAUUUUGUGCAACCCUCACAGGUGCGGCAUGAUGAGGAAGGCUCCUACCACAUUGCACUGGAGCAGCACUUGGAGAAAUAUGACAGCAACACCGUACAAGAAUGGAGGACAGCUCUCCAAGAGGUUGCAUCAAUGAAAGGGUGGCAUGUUACUGACUCUGAUAGGCAAGCAACUGUGGUAGAUGAGGUUUUUGAGAAAGUUCUGUCCCAUCUGAACAAGAAUCACAACUUAGUUACUGAUGAGUUGGUUGGGAUGGAUCAUCAUUUGGAAGCAGUGAUAGGGUUGUUGAAUAUGGGCUCUCACGGUCCGAAAGUCGUUGGUGUACAUGGUAUGGGUGGGAUUGGCAAGACAACCAUAGCCACUGCUGUUUACAACAAAAUCUAUGAACAGUUUGAUGAAUGUUGCUUUUUAGGAGACCUGCGAGAAACAUUAGAACAAAAGGAAGGUAUUGUUGAUCUGCAAACUAAGCUCAUCUCUCGAGUUUUGAAAUUUGAGACUCCCAUUGAUAAUGCUAGUGAAGGAAUUCACAUGAUAAAAGACAGAGUUUGUCGGUACAAACUCCUUAUUGUUCUGGAUGAUGUAGAUGAUAAGUUUGAGUUUGAUAAAAUAGUGGGACCGUUGGAGAAUUUUUCUCCGGAAAGUAGGUUUAUCAUUACAACUAGAAACCGAAAAGUUUUGAGCAUGUUUGAAGGAUGUGAGCUUUACCGACCUGGAGAAAUGAGCUUUCACAAUUCUCUUCAGUUGUUUAGCAAGCAUGCCUUCAGAAGGGAUUCUCCUCCUGAAGCUUAUAUGGGUCUAUGUAGAGACUUGGUAUCCACGGCAUCAGGACUUCCUUUGACUCUUAAGGUUGUAGGUGCCAGUUUGUUUGCUGAAGAUGAAGCAGUUUGGGAAGACACAUUGAUACAGUUGAAAGAACUGCCACCAACACAGGUCCAAGAGAGACUGAAAGUCAGUUUCAAAGCAUUGACUUAUGAGGAACAGCAGAUCUUUCUUGAUAUUGCGUGCUUCUCCAUUGAAAAGGACUUGUAUAAGGCUGUCCACAUGUGGGCUGAGUGCGGAUUCUAUCCAUUUCGUUCGAUCAAGGCCCUCAUUCAUAGGUCCUUGAUAAAAUUUGGGCGUAACAAUGAGUUAGAAAUGCAUGAUCAACUCAGAGACCUUGGGAAGACAAUUGUAAGUGAGGGAAAUAUUGAACGCCCAUGGAACCGCAGCAGGAUAUGGUCAAACAAGGCUGCCUUGGACAUUUUCAACUGCAAAGAGGGAACAGAAGAAGUGAAAGCCCUCAAAGUUAACACGUUUUCGAAAUUUCAGCUCACGAGUGAACACUUCAAGAAAUUGUCAGGGUUAAGAUAUCUUGAAACGUAUCAAGCAGAAUUGACUGGGGACUUCAGUGAACUUCUGCCAGCUUUAAGAUGGCUCCGCUUGUAUUAUCAUCAAGGGGAUUCAUCACUGACCAAUUUUCACCUGAAGAAACUAGUGGUGCUUGAACUCUGUCAAAGCUACAUAACUGAUGAUUGGGGAGGCUGGAAACAUAUCGAGGUACCAGUGCUUCCUACAAGCCUAAAAAGGCUAGCUAUCUCAUCUAUGGUUCCUGAACUGUCAGACUUGGCGGACUUGAAGGAGUUAGAGUUUACAGAUUGCCAGGACGGGUUUGAAAUUCCAGGAGAUGUGUGGAAGUUACCAAAACUGGAGGUUCUGAGGGUUCACUCGUCAAACAGUACCAGUCUCCUGAGAGGGAUGGGUGUCCUUCCGUCAACCUUAAAAGAGCUAAAAAUUCUCCAUUGUCCCUUGUUGGAGAAGCUCCCAGAUCUUAGCAAUCUGAAAUUCUUGAGUUCCUUGACACUGUCAUGUACCAGGCUCUGUGAGAUUCCGGGACUUGGCGAGAUGAAACUACUGAAAAUUUUGUAUGUACAGAAUGGUUCAAAUUUGAGACAUCUGAAUGGCCUCGGGAAUCUCCAAUAUUUGACAGACUUGGUCCUGGAAAGGUGUUUGGUAAUGGACGAAUUACCCAACCUAGCUGCUAUGAACAAGAUGCUCAGAUUGUGGAUCUUGCAAUGCCCUCGUAUCCAAAUUGUUCGAGGCCUCAGUGAAGUCAAGUCCUUAGUACGCCUCAGAAUCCGCGAUUGUGCUAGCCUGCAAAGACUCCCUGAUCUGUCCAAGUUGGCAAAGCUGAAAGAGUUCACACUCGGGGGGUGCCACAGUUUACUUAACAUUGAUGGCCCUCUCCCCAUGCAAACACUAGAGUAUCUGCACUUGUUCGACUUCAAGGUAAUAGAAAGGCUACCUUCUCUGUCAGAGUUUAUCAUGUUGAAGCAAUUAGUUGUGCAGAUCCAUCCUUGUUUACGUUACAUAGGGGGAAUCAUAGGCCUGAAUUCACUGGAGCGACUAUGGCUUCGGCAGUGCGAUUCAUUGACAACAUUGCCAGAUCUAUCUGGCCUUAAGAAUCUCAAGGAAUUAGACUUGGGAAGAUGCAAAAGUUUGACUGAGGUUGGAGGAAUCCAAAGGCUGACAUAUUUGAAAGUGCUGAAUAUGUCAGGCUGCCAUUCCUUAGUUAAGUUACCAGACCUUUCAAGUCUUACAAAGUUGGAGAAGCUGUGGCUAAGCGGCUGUGAGAAAUUAACACAGGUCCUGGGAGUUGAGGAAUUGAAGUCCUUGAAGGUGUUGGAGAUGAGCGGCUGCAAGUCAAUAGACAUUUUACCAGAUCUCUCACAACUCGCAAAUUUGGCGACUCUUUCAGUGCAAAAUUGUGAAAAAUUGACUGAGCUCCCAGGAAUCGAGGAAUUGGAGUCCCUGACUAUGGUUGACGCUUCUGGAUGUGGGUUGCUGAAAGACAUGCCACAUCUGCAGAACACUCAAUUAGAGGUACUGAGGCUCGCAGGAUGUACGUCGCUAGAAAGGUUGCCAAAUCUCUCCAUCCUCAAGAAUUUGAAGGAAUUAAAUGUUAGUGGAUGCAUAAAGUUGUCCGAGGUUGUGGGGCUCGAGGAACUGAGGUGCUUAAAUGUGCUGGACAUGAAUGGCUGCCACUCGAUCAACAGCUUACCAAAUCUUUCAGAUCUCAAAUGUUUGAAGUGCCUACAUCUAAGGGGAUGUAAAAGAUUGAGUGAGCUGCUUGGAGUCGAAAAUCUGGAAUCACUAACAUGCUUGUCGAAGGAGAGGAGUCCUUCCAAGCUAGUUAAACUUGCACAGUUGGAUAGCAUUCUACAAGUUACCGACCCUUGUGUAGCCUUAAGUCAACACUUCCAGAAUAGACAGAACACAACACUUCCAAAUGCUUUCAAGUCAGAGUUUGAGCUCUGCUUAUCAAGGUUUACUGGAAUCGCACUGAGAACGCCUUCUGGAUUAAGUUACGAAAUGGAGGUCUCAUGGUUGGGAUUGUGGUCCUGUUUUGUGGCAAUCGCUGCGCUGCUGCUUCCUUUGUUGUUCUUCUUCUUCUUCUACAAGUUGAAGAGGAGCUCUGAAAGCUCAAACGCUGCUUCUCCAUCUGAGCCUGCUGAUUCUUCUUCGUUGCCUGCUCUUCCAACAGGAGAGUUCGAGGUUUUUCUGUCCUUCAGGGGACCAGACACCCGCAACAGCAUCUCUGAUUUUCUCUAUACCUAUUUGUCUCGCUCAAAGAUUCGUACUUUCAGAGGCGAUGAGGAGCUUCGAAAGGGCGAGGAUAUUGGCCCCGGCCUAGUUCAGGCAAUCCACCAGUCGAAGAUUUAUAUCCCAAUUUUCUCUGAAAACUAUGCUUCUAGCAAAUGGUGCCUUCAGGAGCUCGCCAAAAUGGUAGAAUGCUGCAAGGGAGACAAGGGCCAUGUCGUUCUCCCCAUUUUCUUUUAUGUAGAUCCCAGCGAUGUCCGACACCAAACGGGGCCUUACAAGCGAGCAUUUGAAGAAUACCAGAACAAAUAUGCACAAAAUACCAUUCAAGAAUGGAAGGAGGCAUUGGAAAAGGUUGGGGCUAUGAAAGGAUGGCAUGUCACUGACUCGAACGGACAGGGAGCUAUUGUUGAUGAGGUUUUUGCGGAUGUGUCAUCAAUUUUGAACAAGGAUUAUGCACUGCUAACAGAUGAAUUGGUUGGGAUUGAUCAUCAUGUGGAGGCAGUGGUGAAAAUGCUGAACAUGGACUCCGAAGGUGUCAAAACAGUGGGAAUCCAUGGCAUGGGUGGCAUUGGUAAAACCACUAUAGCCAUGGCUGUUUAUGAUAAGAUCUCCCCGCUCUUUGAUGGUCCUUGCUUUCUUGAAGACGUUAGAGAAAUGUUACAGCAGAGGGAAGGUACGGUGUCCCUACAGAAUAAACUCAUAUCUGGUAUCGUGCAAGGAGGGAAUCCGGUGACUAAUGUUAGUGAAGCUGCAGCUGGGCUUCCGUUGGCUCUUAAAGUUUUGGGGUCACUUCUAUAUCGUGAAGAUAAAGUGGUUUGGGUAGAAAAAUUGGCACAAUUGAAAGAAAUACCGCCCACUGAUGUGCAGAAGAGGUCUCUGGUAAAACUUGAACGCAAAAAAUUUAAGAUGCACGAUCAGCUUCGAGACCUCGGUAGAUCAAUCGUUCGUGAAGAAAGUUUUGAACGUCCCUGGAAGCGCAGCAGGGUAUGGUCUAACACUGAUGCAGUGGACAUGUUGAAUGAAAAGAAGGGAUCGAAGAAGGUUCAAGCUCUUGAAGUAUACCUAAAAGAGGAAUCCGCAGAGCAGCACCACCUCACCAGUGAAGAAUUCAAGAAAUUGUCCGAGUUAAGGUAUCUUCGAGCAGAUUGUGAAGGACUCGAAGGGGACUUUCAAGGCCUAGUUUCAAAUUUAAGAUAUCUCCGUAUGGAGAUUUAUGAAGGAAAGGCUUCUCCUGUUGUAAUCCUCACUCCUCCCCCGAAACCUUCAGUGAGCAUGCAAAUGCAAGAGCAUCCUGCUUUUACAAAUUUUCAUCCAAAGAAACUUGUGAUUCUUGAUCUGUCCGGUAGCACCAUAUCAAAUGGUUGGGAAGGCUGGACCCAAAUUAAGGUUGCAAAAGAUUUGAAAGUUUUGGAUCUUCAUGACUGUAAUGGAUUCAGCAAAGUUCCCGACCUUUCUAAAUUUGGAAAUCUGGAAGUUUUGGAUCUUCACAGUUGCCAUUUUAUUGUUCAAGAACUGGACAUUGGCAACCUGAAGAACCUGAAGAUACUUAAGCUAAGUAAUUCUGGAGUUACCAAGUUAACUGUUGGCAGUGGAAUACUUCAGAGGCUUGAAAAAAUUGAUGCAAACUCAUGUUACCGAUUGGUAGACAUUGCCGAUAUUGGGAACUUACCGUCUCUUACUGUCUUCAUGGCGGCUGGCACCGAAUAUUGUAAAGAGGUGCCAGACCUUCCCACUAGUUUGAAGGUGUUGUCCAUCUCACUUGCAAUUCCUAAUCUUGCGGAGCUGUUGGAUUUGCAGUAUCUCGAGUAUCAACCGCGCUCUGGGGUUGAAAUUCCUAGUGACAUGUGGAAGUUAUCCAAGUUGGAGAUAUUGAUCCUUCGACGUGUUACUUUCAGAGAUCCAAUGCGUGCCCUUCCCUCCUCUCUAAAGCGGCUGCAUUUUGACUUUUGUCCCGAAUUGGUGAAGCUUCCAAAUCUAGGCAAUCUGGAGAUCUUGAAAGAACUAAGAAUGAGUAGUCCUAAGCUUGUCGAGAUUGAAGGCCUGGGAGAGCUGAAGUCGUUGGUAAUUUUGUUCAUAAAUCAUGCACCCAAGUUGAAUUCUCUUGGCGGCCUUGAUAAUCUUCAUUCUUUGGCACGCUUGACGCUGUCAAAGUGUCCGGAAAUAGAAUGCUUACCCAGUCUAGCGAAUCUGAAGAAGUUGGAGUCGUUGAUCAUCAUAGAACUUCCCCGGCUGACUUCCAUCGAAGGCCUUGACGAGCUCGAGUGUCUAGAGGCGCUUCGAUUCAGCGAUUGUACGUCUCUGCAGAGUUUACCUGGCAUGUCGAAAUUAACGAGACUGAAGUCAUUAACAUUGACCCGUUGCCAGAGCUUGGUAACUGUGGAGGGCCUUGAAUCUCUUACCGCAUUGGAGCGUUUGCAGCUGCAAGACACCCGUUUUGAAAGACUACCUUCUCUUGCAAAGUUGAUCAAGCUGAAAAAUGUAAAUCUGCAAAACAACCAGCAUUUGCGUGAGAUUGAGGGCAUCGAAUACAUGAAACUGUUGGAGUCACUAUGGGUGGCAGAAUGCGAGUCACUGGAAAGAUUGCCGGAUCUGUCUGGUUUGAAGAAACUAAAGGAACUGAACAUCCGCGGGUGCACAAAGUUACCGAGGUCAGGAGACUUGAGGAGUUGAGGUCGUUUGGAGAACCUGGUGACGGAAGGGUGCAAGUCAAUUGAGAAGCUACCUGACCUUUCGAAACUGGGAUGUUUGUGUUCUUUGUCUGUAUGGAACUGCGAGAGGCUAAUCGAGUCUGCAUGACUGGAGGGAAUGCAGUGCCUAAAGUCUCUCUACAUUACUGGGUGCAAAGUCCUCGAGGAUGUACCCAACCUCCCUAAUGUCUACAGAGAGAUAGAUUAUAGAAUGGGCACCACAUUGUGUGUUUGUACAGUUGAUCCUUCUGUGCUUGUGUUCGGCAAAGAAUGUGUUUGGUAACCGUUAUGAAGACAUUUGCUAGAUUGUGAAGCAAACCCUUAAAGGAACUGAGGUGUUUAAAGGGGCUGGACAUGAAUUGCUGCCACUCGAUCAACAGCUUACCAAAUCUUUCAGAUCUCAAAUGUUUGAAGUGCCUACAUCUAAGGGGAUGUACAAGAUUGACUCAUCUACUUGCAAUCAAAAACCUGGAGUCACUAACAUGCUUGGUUGUUACUGGAUAUGGAUUGAACACAAUAACUUGGCCAAACUUCAUGAAGGAUGUGAAUCUUCCAAGAUCCAACUUCUCUACGAGAAUUAUCGGAUCUGUCCAGGCUCGAAAAUCUGAAGCAAUUAGGGGUGGUGGAUGCACGAACUUGACUGUGUACACUGUAGUCGAAGGAGUGGAGUCCUUCCAAGCUAGUUAACUUGCACAGUUGGAUGCCAUUUUACGAGUUACCGACCCUUGUGUAGCUUAGCUUGAGAGCAGUAAUGGUUGAUCACUUCAAAAUGCUUUCAAGUCCUGUUGAAGGAUUCGAGUAGAUUUGCAGACGAUA
Messenger RNA from Linum tenue, 7784 nucleotides. Lineage: Eukaryota; Viridiplantae; Streptophyta; Magnoliopsida; Malpighiales; Linaceae. The record is from the annotation of a GenBank genome assembly.